AUGACCUCGCUCAUCGCCAUCGUCGAUCUCAAGGGCAAAUCGCUCAUCCAGCGAUCGUACCGCGAUGACGUCUCCCCCUCUGCCGUCGAAAAGUUCCUGCCCCUUCUCCUCGACCUCGAAGAAGAAGCGGGUGGAAGCUCGGUCAGCCCCUGCUUCUCGUCCGAGGGCGUCAACUACAUGUUUAUCCGUCACAACAACCUCUACCUCCUCGCGCUCUCACGGCGCAACUCGAACGCAGCCGAAGUGCUCAUCUUCCUCCACAAGCUCGCGUCGGUGCUCGAAGAGUACUUCAAGGAGCUCGAGGAAGAGUCGAUCCGCGACAACUUUGUCAUCAUCUACGAGCUGCUCGACGAGAUGAUGGAUUUUGGCUAUCCGCAGACCACCGAGUCCAAGAUCCUGCAGGAGUACAUCACGCAGGAAUCGCACAAGCUCGAGGUGCAAGUACGUCCGCCCAUGGCCGUCACCAAUGCAGUCUCGUGGCGAUCGGAGGGCAUCCGAUACCGCAAGAACGAGGUGUUUUUGGACGUGGUCGAAUCGGUCAACUUGCUCGUCAGCGCCAACGGCAAUGUGGUCAGGAGCGAGAUAUUGGGUGCGGUCAAGAUGAAGUGCUAUCUCUCCGGUAUGCCAGAGCUGCGUCUCGGGUUGAACGACAAGGUCAUGUUUGAAAGCACGGGCAGAGCCGCAAGGGGCAAAGCCAUCGAGAUGGAGGACGUCAAGUUCCACCAGUGCGUUCGUCUCUCGCGCUUCGAAAACGACAGGACCAUCUCUUUCAUCCCGCCGGACGGCGAAUUUGAGCUGAUGAGCUAUCGCCUCAGCACCCAGGUCAAGCCGCUCAUCUGGGCCGAAGCGAUCGUCGAGCGCCAUGAGGGUAGCAGGAUAGAGUUCAUGGUCAAAGUCAAGGCGCAGUUCAAGCGCAGAUCUACUGCCAACAAUGUCGAGAUCCACAUCCCUGUUCCGGACGACGCCGAUACGCCCAAGUUCCGCGCGGCGAUCGGGUCGGUUGUCUAUGCGCCGGAGAAGUCGGCGAUGGUGUGGAAGAUCAAGCAGUUGGGAGGAGGCAAGGAGUUUUUGAUGAGGGCCCACUUUGGCUUGCCCAGCGUCAAGAGCGAGGACACGGUGGACCGACGUACGCCCAUCAGCAUCAAGUUUGAGAUCCCGUACUUUACAGUGUCGGGGAUCCAGGUUCGAUACCUCAAGAUCGUCGAAAAGUCUGGCUACCAGGCUUUGCCUUGGGUUCGAUACAUUACGCAGCACGGAGAGUACGAUCUUCGUACGCAGAGCGAAAAGCCAUCUGCCAGGCUGGCGCCGUUCUCUGCUUAA
Sporisorium graminicola is the source of this 1320-nucleotide messenger RNA. RefSeq lists its product as uncharacterized. Gene Ontology annotation, biological process: intracellular protein transport; vesicle-mediated transport. Bases 1 to 1320 code for a protein of 439 amino acids. The record is from RefSeq and is a predicted model, not a curated record. Lineage: Eukaryota; Fungi; Basidiomycota; Ustilaginomycetes; Ustilaginales; Ustilaginaceae. Gene Ontology annotation, cellular component: clathrin adaptor complex; clathrin-coated vesicle. The transcript has 2 exons. Gene Ontology annotation, molecular function: clathrin-cargo adaptor activity.